AUGGUUUAUAAAGUAUUAGGAGACUACUCAAAACUUAUUGAAGAACAAAAAACAGACUCUCAAUAUUUUAUUGGUAUUGAUAUUGGUGGUACAAAUACAAGAGUAGUAUAUGCAACAGAAAAUGGUGAUUAUUAUACAAUCAAAGAAUUCUUAUGCAGUAAUAUCACAAAACUCAUUGAAGAAUUAACAAUUAUUCAAAAUGAAUGUUUAGGUAAUUUUAUCGAACCAGAAUUCUGUUGUAUCGAUCUUGCUGGUCCACAUCUUUCAAAAAAUAAAUAUAAAUUAACCAACUAUAUUGAAUCUGAUAAUUUCCUUUACACAGAGAAAUUACCAAGCAAACUUUGUCCACCAGGUAAAUUUGCAGUUUUAAAUGAUCUUGAAAGUGGUGCUUAUGGUAUCAUCCCAUUCAUGAGGUCUGAAGGUGGUUUAGAUUCAAUUUUCUCAACUAUCGUUCAACAAACAGGUCCAUUAAGACAACCAGAUAAUUGUGUUUACCCAGUUUUAGCAGCAGGUACUGGUUUAGGUGUAGGUUUAAUCACUAAAUUUGGUGAUCAAUAUAAAGUUAUUCCAUCAGAGUUUGGUCAUAUUAGCAUUUGUUCAGAUACUAAUGAUUGUGAACAAGAAUUAUUCAAAAAAUUACAAAACAUUAUUAAAGAAAAGGAAAUUACAAGAACCAACUACUCAUUAGAAUAUGAAGAUAUUGUUAGUGGUCGUGGUGUUCAAGCACUUUAUAGUAUUAUGAAACAUGAAAAUGAACCAGAAAGAAAUAAUUCAGAAAUUGCAAGUCAAGCAGCAGCAAAUCCAGAGAAUUUAAAUUGUAGUUGUGUAAAGACAAUGAAAAUUCAUUAUCAAUAUCUUGUUAGAUGCGCUAGAGAAAUUAGUGUUGGUACAUUUGGUGCAUCAGUUUUCUUAAUUGGUGAUAAUAUCGUUAGAAAUAAUGCAAUGGUUUGUUCAAUUAAACCAUUUUUAGGAGAAGAAUUCUUAGAUCAUCCAAAACUUGAAUGGUUAUCAACCAUUCCAGUAUUUGGUCAAAAGAUUAUCAUUAAUUUAAAUUUAAUUGGUUGUAUCUUUUAUGCAAGUUCUCAAAUUUUAAAGAAAAACUAA
Messenger RNA from Dictyostelium discoideum AX4, 1104 nucleotides. RefSeq lists its product as hypothetical. Lineage: Eukaryota; Evosea; Eumycetozoa; Dictyosteliales; Dictyosteliaceae. Gene Ontology annotation, biological process: glucose 6-phosphate metabolic process; glycolytic process. The transcript has 6 exons. Bases 1 to 1104 code for a protein of 367 amino acids. Gene Ontology annotation, molecular function: ATP binding; D-glucose binding; glucokinase activity. The record is from RefSeq and is a predicted model, not a curated record.